AUGAGUAAUCGCAGUUUCGCUACAUCAAUCCUUCACGUGACAAAAAUGCUGAAAAACGUCUUCUCAUUUCCUGUCUACGAGCAGAAUAAAAGUUUAAAUGUCUAUUUAAAAGGAAAAGAACAAACUUUGUCGUCAUCUCACAUUUCCGAAUCAUGUCGCUUUCUCUGGAUCUGUGUCAGCAUGACAAGCCUCAUAAAAAUAUCAUAA
Molecule: messenger RNA, 207 nt
Organism: Clunio marinus
Lineage: Eukaryota; Metazoa; Arthropoda; Insecta; Diptera; Chironomidae
Source: the annotation of a GenBank genome assembly